Messenger RNA from Suhomyces tanzawaensis NRRL Y-17324, 1776 nucleotides. RefSeq names its product phenylalanine--tRNA ligase subunit beta (gene FRS1). Bases 1 to 1776 code for a protein of 591 amino acids. The transcript has a single exon. The record is from RefSeq and is a predicted model, not a curated record. Gene Ontology annotation, molecular function: magnesium ion binding; ATP binding; RNA binding. Gene Ontology annotation, biological process: phenylalanyl-tRNA aminoacylation. NCBI's taxonomy places the organism in Eukaryota, Fungi, Ascomycota, Pichiomycetes, Serinales, Debaryomycetaceae. Gene Ontology annotation, cellular component: phenylalanine-tRNA ligase complex; cytoplasm.
AUGCCUACCAUCUCCGUCGAUAAAGAGGACCUCUUCAAGCUCCUCGGUCAGACCUAUACCACCGAAGAAUUCGAUGAGUUAUGUUUCGAAUUCGGUAUCGAAUUAGACGAAGACACCACCGAAGAAUGUGAAAAUGGCGAGAGACCUCAGCUCAAGAUCGAAAUUCCAGCCAACAGAUACGACAUGUUAUGUAUUGAAGGUAUUGCACAAGCAUUGAACGAAUUCUUGGGAAGAUCUGAGCCACCAAAGUUCACUUUGGAACCAGCUACCCCUCAAAUCACCUUGACCAUCAAGGAGUCUACCAAAGCCAUCCGUCAGUAUGCUGCCUCUGCCGUGUUGCGUAACAUCGAGUUUGAUGAAAGAAAAUACAACUCCUUCAUCGAAUUACAAGACAAAUUGCACACCAACUUGUGUCGUAACAGAACCUUGGUCGCCAUCGGUACCCAUGAUCUCGAUACCUUGACCCCUCCAUUCACCUACGAAGCAUUACCACCAUCCGAAAUCAAGUUCGUGCCUUUGAACCAAACCAAGGAAAUGGACGGUCACCAAUUGAUGGAAUUCUACGAAAAGGACAAGCAUUUGGGCAAGUACUUGCACAUCAUCCGUGACUCUCCAGUUUUCCCAGUGAUUUUGGAUUCUAACAGAACCGUUGGCUCCUUACCACCUAUCAUCAACUCCAACCACUCUAAGAUCACUUUGAACACCAAGAAUGUCUUCAUUGAUAUCACCGGUACCGACAAGACCAAGACUGAAAUUGUCUUGAACCAGAUCGUGGCCAUGUUCUCUAGAUACAGUAAGGUUCCAUUCCAAAUCGAACCUGUUCAAAUCAUUUCUGAAUUCAACAACGAAUCUCGUGUGUGUCCAAACAUCACUCCAAGAAAGGCGGAAGCUGAAAUCUCCUACAUCAACUCUUGUGUUGGUUUAGAUUACUCUGGUGAGCAAAUCGCCGAAUUAUUAAAGAAGAUGUCGUUGAGUGCUGCUCCAUCUAAAACCAAGGAAGAUAUAAUUGAUGUCGAAAUCCCAAUAACCAGAUCUGACAUUUUGCAUCAAUGUGAUAUAAUGGAAGAUGCUGCCAUCGCCUUUGGUUACAACAACUUGGUCAAGACCAAGCCAAAGAGUGACUCUGUGGUUGCUGCUCCAUUGCCAAUCAAUAAGGUUGCUGAUAUCUUAAGAUUGGCUUCUUCCCAAUCUGGCUACUCUGAAGUUUUGCCAUUGACCUUGUGCUCCCACGAUGAAAAUUUCAAAUACUUGAGAACUGUGGAUGACAACACCAAGGCCGUUAAAUUGGAGAACCCUAAGACCGUGGAAUACCAAGUAGUGAGAACCACCUUGGUUCCAGGUCUUUUGAAGACCGUUAAAGAAAACAGAAAGCACUCUUUGCCAAUCAGAGUUUUCGAGGCUGGAGAUAUCGUCUUGAAGAACCCUGAAUUGGAAAGAAAGGCUUACAACCAACGUAACUGGUCUGCUGUCUACGUCGGUAAGACCUCUGGUUUCGAGUAUGUUCAAGGUUUAUUGGGCAAGAUUAUGCAAACCAUGAGAACCCCAUGGUUGGAAAACCCAAAGACUGAUGACCGUAGAGGUUACUGGAUCGAGGAGGACAAGGAAAACCCAACCUUCUUCCCAGGAAGAGGAGCUAAGAUUUUCUUCAGAGCCGUCCAGGGUGAAGAGGCCAAGGAAAUCGGUUCCAUUGGUGUUUUGCACCCAGAAGUCAUGCAAAACUUCGAAAUCCCAUAUGCUGGUUCUUCUGUUGAAAUCAACGCCGAAGUUUUCUUGUAA